Molecule: messenger RNA, 802 nt
Organism: Rhipicephalus sanguineus (brown dog tick)
Lineage: Eukaryota; Metazoa; Arthropoda; Arachnida; Ixodida; Ixodidae
Product: ATP synthase subunit s, mitochondrial
Exons: 4
Coding region: 42-665 (207 amino acids)
Source: RefSeq, a predicted model, not a curated record
ACAUUACAGACAUGUAGCAGACGAACUUGCCGCAUACAAACAUGGCCGCGCUAUCGAAUAUCGUGCAGGCCGCAAAACGUUUGUCGUUUUCCAGCGAAGCGGCGCAUUACCAGAAGCGAUCGUUCUGGCAGUGGCUGAACGGCGUAUUCAACAGAUAUGACCCAGACCGCAUCAAGGAGAUCGGGCCGGACAGGGCAGCGGCCGAAUGGCUCAUACGAUGCGGAGCAGCCGUCAAGUGGUGCGGAGCCGUAAAAUUUCACACCGACUACAACACGCUGCCCUCAACUAGCUCCGGCGCCUACAGGAUAGAAGAAAUCGACGCCACCGACUCGUCGAUUAUGGCCAACGGCUUUCCUUACUUGAAAGACCUGACUCAGCUGAAAUCGAUCAACCUGACGCGCUGCAACUAUCUCGGAGACAAGGCGCUGCAAAUGUUGCAACUACGCAAAGACAGUCUAGAGCAAGUGCGGGUCAUCAGCUGUGGAAACGUGUCAGACGCUGGAGUCAAGUCGCUCUCGGAGCUCGCGAAGUUGCAUUACCUGGAGCUCUUCGACCUACCCGGCGUUCGAGACCGUGAAGAGAUUCUCCGGCAUUUCAGCGAAUUCCUUCCGACCUGCAAGGUCGACUAUCGCGACGUGAACGAAACCGCUGAGCCAAAGAAGUGAUUCACAAGAUGGAGGCCCCCAACAAAUGUCGGGUCCAUCCACCGUUCGCCAAACAACUGUAGAUAUACUGUCAAAUUUGUUUUAUUUACAUAUAUACAUUGGAAAAUAAAUAAUGCCACAGCAGGCGUUCAAAAAAC